This is a messenger RNA of Thermochaetoides thermophila DSM 1495, 1497 nucleotides long. RefSeq lists its product as uncharacterized. Lineage: Eukaryota; Fungi; Ascomycota; Sordariomycetes; Sordariales; Chaetomiaceae. The transcript has 4 exons. The coding region runs from base 1 to 1497 and encodes 498 amino acids. The record is from RefSeq and is a predicted model, not a curated record.
AUGGCCGUAUUUGUCGACUUGGAUGAGGAGGAGAAUGGAGCCCAAAGGAACGGAGAUCGUCCAUGGAAUGGCCGGGUGGAUGCCGUGAAGCCUCACCCUGCGACGGUGGCCAUCCGAGAUAGCGAAACAGGAGACGUUGUCAACAUCUCUGCAGACGCGGCAAACCAGCGAAGUGGACAUGAGUCGGUUGCAAGAGAGAACCCUAACCAAAACAAAGCUGUAACGCGGGCGCUGGGCUGUUAUCCUAUCAUCAUGGCGGUGGCUUCGUCCAUCGACCUCAACACGCUUGACAAUCUGUCGCGUACCUGCCACCAGAUCCGGCAAAGCUUGCUGCAAUACCGCAAGUCGCUGAUCGGUUCAACACUGCGCUGCUCUUGGGAUCAUUUGCCCGUAGACCCAGAGUCAACGCUUCGUUACCGCGCCCGUGCAGGUAAUUGGUGGUACAUGGAGGACGUCAGCAGAAGUUCAUACAAUGGCAAGUCUGGCCGUUGCGCGAGGGAUCUUGUGUCCGAGUGUCGCCGCUGCGGCACCGUUGUAUGCCGGAAUUGUACCAUUAAGCAACCGGCCCCUGUUGUCCUGCGUGACCGCCAUCGCCGACUUUGCCAGGCAUGUGUAAAUGCCUCGCUAGGAUCUCUCGUCAAGCCUCCUCUUGGGCCAGAGAUACCCGUCAAUUCAGACGACAUGGAAAGGGCAAUCUGCAAGUGUGGUACUGAAGGCGUCUGGCUGUGUCAACCUUGUGGAAGGUCCAUCCGUAGCGACGAUGGCGAUUACAAAAGUAUUUGGAGAUGGCGCCAUCAGUACACAAAUGUACUUGGAGGUCUCGGUACUGGUAUCGGAGAAGGAGACCGCGGUGUCCCGUGCGGGCGCGAGUCAGAAUGCUGCGCAGCCCGCGAGCGUGAACAGGAAACCGAUGGCGAUGCCGAAGAUGCCAAGGGGGCUCAAACCUUCACCGAGUAUCAGCAACAGCAGCAGCAACUCCAGCAGUUACAGCACAUGCACGAGCAGCAAUUAUCUUCGGACAAUCCGCUGAUUCCGAGCACCAUCUCAAAUGGCUCGGUGUCGUCGCCUUUCUCUUCCUUCCCACCAGAGGGAACCUUAACACUCAAUGGUACUGCUCCUCCAUUUAACGGCAGCCACUUACUUGACAAUCGACGCACUCCUAGUCCGGCGUUUAAGCCUGGAUACGAACGGCAUGAAGUUGAAGGCAUUGGCGGAGUUGUGAAGAAGCUAAUAGUGAGGACUGUCAAGGUCGGAGCGUGUGUUCCUGAAUUUCCUGAUGAGAUUAUAAAGGGCGAGAUUUUGGGGCGUGAGGUACGACGAGAGAGGAGGAGCUGGUGUGGAUGGUGUAAGAGGGUUAUUCCGUCCAUGGCCGAUUAUGAAAAUGAUAGGUCCAGGAGAGAGGGAGGAGACAGUUCCAAAGGAGAUCAGCCUAAUGGACAGGGUCUGGAAGGGAGGGGUAAGGGUAAGGAGAAGGCGUCCGCAUCACAAGGCGCUUGA